Exaiptasia diaphana is the source of this 2883-nucleotide messenger RNA. RefSeq names its product phosphatase and actin regulator 1. NCBI's taxonomy places the organism in Eukaryota, Metazoa, Cnidaria, Anthozoa, Actiniaria, Aiptasiidae. The record is from RefSeq and is a predicted model, not a curated record. The transcript has 13 exons. The coding region runs from base 29 to 1411 and encodes 460 amino acids. Gene Ontology annotation, molecular function: actin binding. Gene Ontology annotation, biological process: actin cytoskeleton organization.
CUCAAAAGUUAGGUGCGAUAUCAAAAGUAUGGAUGAAGAAAGAGGCAAUAAUGAUAGUGCAACCAGCCCAGUGGACCCUUUCUCACUAAAUCGCGAACGAUCGACUAGCGACCCUUGUAUCAGAAAAGGGCUUCUAGUUAGUAACGGAAGAAACAUGGAGAAAAGACCGAGCGAAAGGAACGGUCUUGUGUCGGCGACGAUUGCAAGAGACGCUGUACACGGUACUCCACCACCAGUUAGAAAGAAUAAAUUCGCUUCUAGUUUCGGCAAACUCUUUCGACCGUGGAAAUGGAGAAAGAGAAAGAAGAGUGAACGAUUCAUAGCGACAUCACAAAAUCUGGAGAGACAAUUGUCAGUAAGAGCCAAGCGUGAAGAAUUAGUAGAAAAAGGAAUAAUUCCAAAUAACAACUUUGAAGGGGAAGAAGACACUAGAGUUCAUGCCAAUGGGACAAUAGUAGAGGAAGAAUCAGCAGUUCGAGAGGCACCAGCUGUUGCUCCUAAACCUUUAAGAGAUACAAAUAAAAGAGGAAUUCUGAAAAAUUCACCAUUACCAAAAAGGUGUCAUGAAGAGAAAGUUGAACAAGAGCUUAUGGUAAAGCAAGUAGAUCAAGGUAGUAUGAUGGACCAGCUGGCAAGAGAAUUCGCCAAACGAGGAAUGAGUGAUAGCAAACCAAGCACAAUUAAUACUGCUACUGAUCGAAAUAAAGGGAUGUUGACUUUCCAAAAUGUAAAACACAAUACAGGUGAUGAAGACAGUGACUCUGAUGCAGAACAAAACCGCCAUGAGCCAAGAAUAAAAUGUGGCAUACGACUACCAACACCUCGAAAGAGCAAACUACCUAAAUCAGAAACCCAAGCACCAGCAAGUGACUCUGAUGAAGAGGAAGAGGAAGAAGGCGUUGUUACAGGACUUGCAUCAAAGCUCAAAAGGUCUGACAGUCUAGCCAUUAAGUUAAAAGCCAGACCUACCAAGAAAGAUCUAGAGGACAAGAACAUUUUACCAACUAAAACAGAGGAAGAAAUUCAUGAGAGAAGAGCUGCUGUUGGAUCUCAACUAGUCAGACGUUUAAGCACACGACCGACAGCUCAAGAAUUAAGAGAAAGAAAUAUCUUGAGAACUGGAACAGAGGAAGAAGCUAAAGAAGCAAUAGAAGAAAAGAAGCGAGUAUUGACUAGAAAGUUAAGUCGGAGACCGACAAUUCAAGAACUGAAAGCCAAGAAAAUUAUCAAAUUUAGUGAAUAUGUGGACUGUUUAGAGUGCCACGAUUAUGACCGAAGGGCCGACAAACCGUGGACAAGACUUACACCAGAAGAUAAGGCUGCUAUUCGCAAAGAACUAAAUGAAUUCAAAAGUACAGAGAUGGAAGUACACGAAGAAAGUCGUCAAUAUACGAGAUUCCAUCGUCCCUAGUUUUUAUAAAUUUCGGUUUUAGGGUAAUGGGGACAAAAAUGUUUAUUUUUGAUGGUAGAAGAUAAGAAUUAUAUUAUAAUUAUUCCUCAAUACAUAUCAAAUUGUAUGUAAAAAAAUGGACCCAAUCGAAAUAUUGUAAAUAGUUUAUUGUACAGGAUUUUUUCUAAGCCAGAAUGCACACAUGUACAAACUUCUCUCGUUGGUAAAUAGAAAGAAAUAUUUUCUGUUUAAUAACGAAAUGAUAACCGUCUUUCGUUAUGUGAUCAGUUUGACAUUAAGACGAGGCUCGGAGGGAUAAUAAUGAGUAAUACCUUCGAGCCUCGUUUUGACACCUACGAAGGCAUAUAGAGAAAGGGGUCAUUAGCACGAAGUAUUUAGCUUAGUAAUGGCAAACUUAUCUUAAUUGUAGAUGUUUUUGAAGUGGUUCAAAUAUCGAAAUGUAGAAUUUUUAGAUGACCUAUUAGGGAGGUCUUUUGUACCACAUGACCAUUUUUGAGUGAAGCGAUUGGCCAAAAAAAUCACUUGGUACAUUACCAGGCACUUUAAAAGAAAUUUGUGCUUGUGGAUAAGUUUCUCAACACAUGACAAAAAGCUGUACGAAUCACUUUUCAUUGAUCCGAUAAUUUGGAUCACAAACGAUGUAAGAAUGUGAUAGUCGAAAGUGUUGAAGCGAUGGCUUGCGUUCAUUGGUGACAGAGGUUUGCUUUCGCGACAACGUUUUGUGAAGUCAACUAUCGUAAACUCGAUUACAAUGCUUUGAAACCUCGAGAUGAGGGUUAUUCGGUGACGAAGUAAUUUCUGUUGUUUUAGCUAAACAUGUUUAUUUCUAGUUGUUUUAUUCAUGUUUUUAUCAUUCCAUCGCAGUUUUUAUCACUCGUCAGACGUGUUUUAUGAAUUAAUGAUCAUAGACAGAUGGAUUUUAAAGCAAUUUAUAUUUUCCUGUGUAGGCCGUUAGCUUUAUUUAAAGCCAAUUGACAAGGACCGCAUUUGAGUAGUCAUUUUCAAUAUGAGAAAUGAUAUUUUUGUUUCAUGAAGUAUUUCAAUUGAAUAUGCCUUUUUUCAUAAGCAAAAUGCAUUUUUUUUUACUAUUCUUAAAUGUACACGUCAACUGGCUUUAAAAGUUUUUAAAUCGCUUGGAUAUCAAUCGAUUCAUCAUGUGUUUAAGUUGUUGAGCAUUAUCAUAAAAAUAAUGUGACUAUAAAUAAGUAGUCAUCCGUUCUUCCAAAUAAGGAUGAAUAAUUAAUUAGAAGACGUGAACAACGUCUGAUUUAUGCGCCUGAAUUCAAUGCGCAUGUCAAUAAUUUCUUGCUCCCAGUCUUCAUUCCAUGAGAAAAUUGCUGGGAACUGAGAAAUAGAAUCUUUCUUACGGUUGUCCAAGAGAGUGUUAAUUUAUAGUUUAUUUGUAUAUGAAAUUUGUACCAUGCGACUACAUGUAUUUAAGAUGAUAUUAAAGUUGGAAUUACAUCAAAAGC